Messenger RNA from Letharia columbiana, 954 nucleotides. RefSeq lists its product as uncharacterized. The coding region runs from base 1 to 954 and encodes 317 amino acids. Lineage: Eukaryota; Fungi; Ascomycota; Lecanoromycetes; Lecanorales; Parmeliaceae. The record is from RefSeq and is a predicted model, not a curated record. The transcript has 3 exons.
AUGGCUGCUAUGGAGCAGCCUUUUGGCGAUAACGAAGUACGUUACUUUCUCGCUGAGAUCCUCAAGAGCUCUUCGAUAAAUCCUCUUGACCUAAUGAACCUCAUUCAAGAAAGAGGUAUUCAGCCUAGCUGGUACGAGAUAGCAUUGCCAAAUGGUCGCUCCGUCUCCUCAUGCAUAGUAGUCUGGCAACACCUCCUAGCAAACGCCCGCGUUCGAUUCACGGUCCCUGUCCAACCUAUGGUCGCUUUCGAACAACCGUCCCCGCAGAGUGCUUCGAAGCCAAAGACAAAGCGUCCAGCUCCCGGCGAAAACGUUCCCUCAGUAGCGGACCGAGUGAUACAGCCAUUCAACUUUCCUCCAGUAAACACUUCGAGCGAUCCUGCCACUGGUCAAGGCGCUACAGCUUCGAUUUCUGGGGGACCACCGAAGAAGAAGCGAGGACGUCCAAGUAAGGCAGAAUACGAAGCCAAGGUUGCAGAAGCUGCAGCGCGCGGAGAAGAAUAUCAACCCCUUCCAAAGAGGAAGAAGACCCCGCGACCAUCACUACAGGGUGCGCCAAACCAGGGCAUGGCCUCCCCUAGCAUGACCGAGGUUGGCGCUGCAGGCGAAGGUUCUACUGGCAAGGAGAAAGCUCAAAAGCCGGGAGUAGCACCUGAAGAGGCAAGCAGUCUAGCUUCUGAGCCUUCUGCUAGGAGUCUUGCUCUUGAGGCAACAGCGCGUGCUGCGGAUCAGAUGCGAAUCGACGAGGGCAAACCCGUCAAAAGCACUAUUCCCGAGACCCAGGUUUCGGAGGUCGAGGCCCGGGAGAGACUUUCCGCUGAUAUGCGAGAGCAUGCAGAGCCUACUGCGCCAGAUACUGUUCAGAGCACUAUGACACUCCAGCACGACUUCACACCACAGAACGACUUCAUAUCAUACCAGGGGCCAAUAAGAGACCCAGCAACAACAGGAUAA